Mercurialis annua (annual mercury) is the source of this 2404-nucleotide messenger RNA. RefSeq names its product U-box domain-containing protein 11. The transcript has 4 exons. Lineage: Eukaryota; Viridiplantae; Streptophyta; Magnoliopsida; Malpighiales; Euphorbiaceae. Gene Ontology annotation, biological process: protein ubiquitination. The record is from RefSeq and is a predicted model, not a curated record. Gene Ontology annotation, cellular component: nucleus; cytoplasm. The coding region runs from base 200 to 2146 and encodes 648 amino acids. Gene Ontology annotation, molecular function: ubiquitin-protein transferase activity; protein binding.
CUCCAACACAAAAUUCUUCAAAAUCCAACUGUAUCCCUUACUUCCAUUAUUUCUUACACAAACUCAACCUUCGUCCCGCGAAUCUCGCUCUCUCUCUCUUACAAAAACUAACAUUAAAAUCAACUCUAUUAUUAUUACAAUGCCGAUGAACUAACUUAAUUAUCCAUACACACCGCCUCUGUUCCUCCACCACCGGAAAAUGGAAGAGCUCACACUCGUCUGCGGCGGAGCAAGAGGAGGUGACCGUGCCACUCCGGCAUUGGCGCUUAAGCUGGUCGGAGAGAUCGUUGGUGUGUCCAUUUCUGGUGGAAUUAAAGGUGGUGAUGGAUUCUUGUUUAGAAAAGAUUGUAUGGAUCUGGUGAGGAGGGUUUCUUUGUUGACGCAUUUUCUUGAGGAGAUAAGGGAAUCUGGACCGUUGGAUUAUUUUCCGGGUUCUCCGUCGUCGUCUUCUGGUAGUGUUGUUAAUUGGUGCUCGGAGCUUUUUGCCGCUUUGUUGGCGGCUAAGCGUUUAUUACUGGUUGCUCUCACUUUUAAAUCUACUCCUCAGAAUUCUGAUGGAGCCACCAAGAAAUUUGCAGUACAGUUUCAAUGUGUGACGCGGAAACUGGAAAAGGCUUUGGUUAACGUACCGUAUGAUCAAUUUGACAUCUCCGAGGAAGUGCAGGAACAGGUUACACUUGUGAGAUCGCAGUUACGAAGAGCCACAGAAAGAUAUGGGUCGCUGAGUUUGAGGACGGCGUCUGUUGCCUUAGGUGAGCUGAUGAAUAAAGAAGCUGAUGAUGUACGGAAGGGGAGUAGGUUAACUAAAAGUGGGCAUAUUGAUAAAAGUGUUAGCAUCAAUCUUGAAGUUUUAGAUAGGCCAGAUGAUGUUUUAGAAAGUAAUGUGUCAAAGGGUCAUGCUGUUGAUCAGUUGAUAACUGAAACAAAGGAAGUUGUUGGCAGCAAGAAAUAUAAUUUGCCCAGCAAGAAUGUGGAAGACUUGAAGAAACCUGAUGCACCCGCGAUUCCUGAUGAUUUUCUAUGCCCCAUUUCCUUGGAAAUAAUGAGGGAUCCUGUUAUCGUGGCUACAGGACAGACUUAUGAGAGGUCCUACAUUCAAAGAUGGAUAGAUACUGGCAAUACAACAUGUCCAAAAACUCAACAGAAGCUUCAACAUUUGACGCUGACUCCAAAUUAUGUUAUGAGAAGUCUAAUAACUCAGUGGUGUGUACAGCACAAUAUCGAGCAGCCAAGGGCAUUAGCAAAUGGGAGAAUAAAAAAGAGUGACGGAUCUUUUCGUGAUGUAAGUGGUGAUAUAGCAGCUAUUCAGGCACUUGUUCGUAAGCUUUCAAGCCGGUCCAUUGAAGAGCGCAAAGCUGCUGUGUUGGAAAUUCGAUCACUAUCUAAAAGGAGUACAGAUAACCGUAUACUAAUAGCAGAAGCAGGAGCUAUUCCUAUGAUGGUCAACCUUUUAACUUCUGAAGAUGUGUCAAUACAAGAAAAUUCAGUUACUGCCAUUCUUAACCUCUCAAUUUAUGAAAAUAACAAGGGACUAAUAAUGCUUGCCGGUGCCAUCCCUUCUAUCGUCCAAAUUCUCAGGGCUGGGAGUGUCGAAGCAAGAGAGAAUGCUGCAGCAACACUUUUUAGCUUGUCGCUUGGGGAUGAGAACAAAAUUAUAAUCGGUGCAUCAGGGGCAAUACCAGCUUUGGUAGAAUUACUCGAAAAUGGAAGCCCUAGAGGGAAGAAAGAUGCUGCGACAGCCUUGUUCAAUCUGUGCAUUUAUCAAGGGAACAAGGGCAGGGCUGUCAGGGCCGGAAUAAUUCCAGCGCUAUUGAAAAUGCUAACAGACUCGAGAAACUCUAUGGCCGAUGAGGCUCUAACCAUUCUUUCUGUCCUAGCUAGUAACCAAGAUGCCAAGGCUGUCAUAGUAAAGGCUAGCACCAUACCUAUUCUCAUUGAUCUGUUGAGAACCGGUCAGCCGCGCAGCAAAGAAAAUGCAGCAGCCAUUUUGCUUUCAUUGUGCAAGAGAGAUCCUGAGAAUCUUGCCUGCAUAAGUAGGCUCGGUGCUGUCGUACCUUUGAUGGAGCUUACUAAAAGCGGCACUGAGAGGGCCAAGCGAAAGGCGGCUUCAUUGUUGGAGAAUCUUCGAAAGCUACCGCAACGCUAGCAAAGGUAGCUCUACAACAAGCUUCAAUUUUUAUUUAAUUUUUUUCAAAAUCAUUUGGUUAAUUUUAAUCCAAUUAUUUUUCAUUGAUUGCCACACCAUUCCAUUAAUUAUAGUGUGAGAACUGAGAAUAUAAGCAUGGGAGACAAAGUCUUUCCCAUUGCUUUCACUGUAUUUAAUUUCUUCUCAAUUGAGUGUGUAAAAAAUACUACUAAUGUCUUGUUUGUCUUGAAAAUUUUAAUUCAAGAUUGUUUUUCUCUA